This is a messenger RNA of Zychaea mexicana, 3784 nucleotides long. RefSeq names its product P-loop containing nucleoside triphosphate hydrolase protein. Gene Ontology annotation, cellular component: cytoplasm; actin cytoskeleton; myosin complex. The record is from RefSeq and is a predicted model, not a curated record. The transcript has 9 exons. Gene Ontology annotation, biological process: actin filament organization; vesicle transport along actin filament. Lineage: Eukaryota; Fungi; Mucoromycota; Mucoromycetes; Mucorales; Lichtheimiaceae. Gene Ontology annotation, molecular function: actin filament binding; microfilament motor activity; ATP binding. The coding region runs from base 183 to 3521 and encodes 1112 amino acids.
AAGCACACAUCAUCAAGAAUGCAUUAUUUCCUUUUUCGGUUGUUUUCAAAGCUUUUACCAAAAUUUCUACAUAGCGAUUCAAAAGAAUCAAUUGUUCUUGCAGCUGCUUACUCUCCACUUUUAUUUCCCUUUAUCUCCACUCUUGUACCCCCCCCCCCGCUCUCCCUCCGUUACUAUCGCCUAUGAUCACCACAGCCUCAUCCUCGCCAUCACCAUCACCGUCACCACAACGGAGCGACCGUAUUGGAGGCACAUUUAUCCACAGCCACGGAACCAAAGUGUUUGUGCCCGAUCGCCUCGACAACGUCCAGGACGCCGUCAACCAAGCACGAUUUAGCGAAAAGCGAUGGGUGUGGAUCGAAGACGAACAGCAUGGCUAUGUCCGGGCACAAGUCAUCAGAGAAUUUGAAAAGAGUCCACGAUCAGCACGACACCCAAAGAUUGAAGUUGAGCAUGAGAGCGGUCAAACAUGCUUCGUCCCCGCAGACAAAGUGUACUCCAUGAACCCUCCAAAAUUCGACCGCGUGGAAGAUAUGGCAGAACUGACACACCUGAACGAGCCAUCGGUGAUCCAUAAUCUGACUUUGCGGUACCAUACCGGUGAAACUUAUACAUACUCUGGACUGUUUUUGGUGGCAGUGAACCCAUAUCGAAAGUUGCCCAUCUAUUCUCAGGACUAUAUCCAAUCCUACAAAGGCCGACGAAGAGGCGAGUUACCCCCGCAUAUCUAUGCCGUCGCAGAUCAAGCAUAUCAUGACAUGGUGCAAGAUGGUGAUGAUCAGUCGAUUCUUAUCACGGGCGAAUCGGGGGCAGGCAAAACAGAAAACACCAAGAUUGUGAUCCAGUAUUUGGCUGCCGUUGCCAAUACAGCCGUUCGUUCAGAAAUUGAACAGCAGAUAUUGCAAGCGAACCCCAUUCUUGAAGCGUUCGGUAAUGCGCAGACGAUCCGCAACAACAAUUCGUCUCGCUUUGGUAAAUUUAUUCGAAUCAAAUUCAACAAUCGAGCGCAGAUUUGCGGUGCCAAUAUCGAGUGGUACUUGCUGGAGAAAUCGCGAGUCCAUCAGCAGACGCCUGAAGAACGAAACUAUCAUGUCUUUUACCAACUGUUGAGUGCGGAUGACUCGUUCAAGGAGCAACUGCUGCUAGGUGGUCAGACCGCCAAGGAUUACAACUUUACCAAGAACUCCAGUAUCACUAUUGAUGGUGUAGAUGACGCAGAAGAUUAUCAAAAACUCUUGAAAUCGUUGGACAUCAUGGGCCUUUCCGACAAGGAAAAAUUCGAUUUGUUCCGUAUCGUGGCAGCCGUUCUCCAUCUCGGCAAUAUCAUUGUAACCCCUGAUUUUCGCGAGCGUGCCGAUAUUCGGGAUUUUACGUCCAUCGAACGUCUAUGCCACCUUCUCGGGAUCCCAGCACAGGACUUUAAAAAAGGCUUACUGGCACCGCGUAUCAAGGCUGGAUCUGAAUGGGUGAGCCAAGCAAAAUCACUAGAGCAAGUCCAGGCGAGCUUGGUCGCUCUCGCAAAAACCUUAUAUGAGCGCAACUUUGCCAGUCUAGUGGAGCGGGUGAAUCAGGCUUUGGAUGGUCAAAAAACAGUAGACAAGACACAGUUUAUUGGUGUUUUGGAUAUUGCUGGAUUUGAGAUUUUUGAGGUCAACAGCUUUGAACAGCUGUGUAUUAAUUACACGAACGAGAAGCUGCAACAGUUCUUUAACCACAGCAUGUUCGUGUUGGAGCAAGAAGAGUACAAGAAGGAGCGAAUUGACUGGAGUUAUAUUGAUUUCGGACUGGACUUGCAACCUACAAUCAACCUCAUCGAAAAGGCCAAUCCAAUCGGUAUCUUAUCUUGUCUUGAGGAGGAAUGCGUUGCUCCUCGUGGUACAGAUAAGCGAUUCCUAGAAAAGCUAAACAAGGUUUGGAAUACCGGGGAGGGCGACGCCAAGUACAAGCCCAGACGAUUUGAUGAAGGGUUUAUUGUGACGCAUUAUGCCGGCAGAGUCGAAUAUUCCACCAAGGGCUGGAUUGACAAGAACAAAGAUCCGCUCAACGAAGAUGUCACACGUUUGCUCGCACGGUCCACACAACCUUACGUUGCUCGUUUAUUUGAAGACUACCUUACUGACAAUGAAAAAUCAACCGACAUGACCUUGACAAAACUGCGCAAGGGCACAGGAUCAUUCCGAACAGUGGGUCAGCGCCACAAGCAGCAGCUCCUAGCAUUAAUGUGCACGCUCGAAUCGACACAUCCACGCUUUAUUCGCUGUAUCCUACCCAAUGACCGUAAGCGCGCAGGCCAGAUCCAGACCAAGCUCGUGCUGGGACAACUAAGAUGCAAUGGUGUACUCGAAGGUAUCCGUAUCUGUCGCAAAGGUUUCCCGAACCGUUUAUCAUUUGACGAUUUCCGCAAACGAUACGAGAUCCUGUGUCCCAACCAGCUACCCACCAACUGCUUCAUUUACGGUCGCAGUGCAUGUCAAACCUUGUUGGACGCUAUGCAGCUGGAUCCAGAGCGAUACAGAAUUGGAACAACCAAAGUGUUCUUCAAGGCAACUGUACUGGCCGAACUAGAAGAGAUCCGAGAUCGACACCUAGCCAACUACAUGACCGGGUUCCAAGCCAUGUGCCGUCGUUACAUUGCAAGGCAGAAAAUGACACGCAAGGCACGACAAACAGAGGCAAUCCGGGUAAUGCAGCGCAAUGCACGCAUCUAUGUGACAUUGCGAGAAUGGCCAUGGUGGAAAGUGUAUGCAAAGCUGCGGUCGGCCGGUGUUGCAUAUCGCGGAGAGGCCCAAAUCAAGGAGCGAGAUCAAAAGAUUGCGCAGCAAGAAACGCAAAUCACGGAGCAAACGAGCGAAAUCCAGGAGCUCACGCAAAAAUGCCAGCAGUUGACGUCUCAGCAAGACGAUUAUGCGGGUCUGGUACAGAGCCAGCAGGCCAUAGUGCGAGAGUUGGAAGAAAGCAAGCAGGCAUUGGUAGAAAAGGUGGCAGGUCACGAAGAGGAGAUGGAAGAAGCGCAAAAACAGGCCGAAGCACAGGCAAACAUGAUUGCACGACUGCACAGGGAUAUCCGCGAGUGCAGUGAGGAGAAUGAACAACUGGCAACACGAUAUGAAGCUGUGCAUGGCACAAAUGAAACUCUGACAGCACGGGUCGAGUAUCUUGAAAACGAAAAUGGUCGACUUUCAAAAGAGCGAGAAAACAAUGUGGAUUCGCUUAGAAAGGAGCUGGAAGAGCUGAAAAAAUCAAAUGAAGCUCAAAUAUCGGCACUAAAGAAUGAACGCGAUGAGUAUAAGCAAAAGUUAUCAGACGCCGAGGAGAAUCAUCGCGCCGAACAGAACUUAUUUACCCAGCGUCAAACGGAGCUUGAAGAGAAACUCAAGUUGCUCAAUGAUGAGUUGCAGCAAAAAUCCAAAGAACGCACCGAUUACGAAAACAAACACGAUAUUUUACAGUCGAAUUGGCAAGACUUGGCACGCUUAGUGCAAAGUGAGGCAGCCGAAGCACAAGCUCGCUCUGAAAGGUAAUCAAACAGAGUUUAUAUUAUCCAGUCUUACAAGAAAAGACACACUAACCAGUCUAUGUAUCCACAGACUCAACCAAAUGUUAUCGCAAUUUGGACUAUCUGCUAUUACUACUGCUACUGCUAAAUCAUAAUCUUUCCUUCGCCUUAUUACAUUACUCCUAUCCAUCUUUACAUAAAUAACAUAUCCUAAUUAUUCUCAUGCAAUAUUUUGCGAUCAAAUUUGUUUAUACAAGAAGCAUAUGUAUUAUUAUUUCCUGGGUAACA